AUGGGAAUGCAAGUUGUAGACUACCGAGUAUCAACACUUGUCGUACUUUGUAAAGAUUGCGGCAAUGAUGUCGGCCUUUAUCCUGCCAGACACAAAUGUCAAGACGUGAUCCGUCCUGCAAUGCCAACAUUACCAGCAAAGUACGCAAACCUUCCAGACUCAUCCCUGCAAGUUCCCCGAAAGACUCCCCCUCCUCUUGAGAGCAGCACUUCAUCAUAUGGAAGUUCGUCUACCUCCACAGUAGGAUUUCCUCCUAGUCCUAAAUUUUCGUCUUCCGCCACCUCAGAGACCACAACUACCAGCAAAUGGGCUCGCUUUGGAAAAUCUACACCUACACCACGGGAAGAACCAAAUGAAGACGAAGAAGAAUCAAUUUAUUUCAACAAAUUCGCAGCCAAUCUUCCUGACUCUCAUUCUGACUCUCCACCAGUAACUGGAAAAAAGUUAUGGGGAAAAGUCAGAACAAAUGAAAAAUGGAAACAGUUGAACGAGAGUGCUGAGAAGCCAAAGCAGACUGGAAAGAUUUGGGGGAAAAUUAUCCAAGCAACUCACAGCAUAGCCGAAGCCAGCUAUGUGGAUGAGAAGGGUCCAGAAUCCGAUGAAUCUGACUGGGAAGGAGAAUCUCAUGUAUCAAGAGUGCUACGAGAGCAUUACGAAAAAAAGCGCGAGGCCCUUCCAGCUUGGUUACGAGACGAACGUACUUCUACCCGUCGAAUGGCAGAACCAACCUCUCCGGAAAGACGCCAUAUGGAUGUAGAGCCUGUCAGAGCCGAUAGAAAUUCAGUCGGUAGACGCCAACGUUUGUGGGCAAGCACUCCAGAUAGUGAUCGUGUUCUGUCUAAAAGAGAACAAGAACUUCAAGAUCUACGACAAGCGCAGGCAGCAGUACCAACAGUUUACGAAGAACCACCCGCUCCACGAGGAAGAGAGGAUCCUUAUUCUGAGAACAUCUACAACAAUCCCAAGAGUAGUUACUCGGGUGACAAUUAUAAUCGCCAACCCCAGAGCUACAAUCGCGCCGAUAAUUAUGAGCCCAAGCGAAACCAGAGUACAUCAAGAGAACACCCUUACGAAGAUUCUUAUCAGUCUCGUUCAAACCAUCAAGACCAACGAUCAGGCCGUUAUGAUAAUCAUGUUGAACAUGACAGAAGACAACAGCCACAACAAUCAUACCGACAUCAGGAAUACGAAAACUCUCGAGGAACAGAUCCCAGUUCAGCACCACGUCAAAGACCACAACAAUACAUUAAUGAUAAGGAUUUUAACCCCUCAAUUCCAAGCUACGGACGCCCUGCUCAGCGUAGUCAACGAGAGAUGCAAAAUCGCCCUGGACGUUAUGCUGAAACCGCUGGCGGAUACUUUUGA
Molecule: messenger RNA, 1365 nt
Organism: Phycomyces blakesleeanus NRRL 1555(-)
Lineage: Eukaryota; Fungi; Mucoromycota; Mucoromycetes; Mucorales; Phycomycetaceae
Exons: 4
Coding region: 1-1365 (454 amino acids)
Source: RefSeq, a predicted model, not a curated record